AUGCAACGCUCAAUAGACAGGCCGUUGGGGCGUGGUGGUAAUGAGGCGAGAGAUAAGCGUCCGCGAAAGCACAUCUCCUUUGCCCGUGAUGGUGUCAAAGUUUGCUUUGUCAAGCCGCCUCCUCGCUCUAUGAAUCACUGCUACUGGUUUACGGAGACGGAGUUAGUUGCAAAGAAGGGGCUGUUUUUUGAGGUUGAGCCUGACAUUGAUGUCUCCGUGGACGUCAUGUGUCGUAUGCAGCUAACGAGUGUGGCGUCGCAGCCGUGGAAAUAUCCCCGUUUAUUCUCAAAGGGUGGUGGUGCCGGGGAGAAACGGCCCAAAGGCAGGAGUAGCGAGAGGGUUUUCCUGGAGAUUAAGGCAACUCCCUCACUUGGGUCUAUCGGUGUGUCUCGGCGUGCCUCGCGGUGGUUAACUGUGGCCUCCGUGGAGGAGGGACAGCUCGAAAAAGUGCGUGUCAUUCUGCCCGCCGGUAGUUACGCACUGCGUUGCGUAGGACCGAGGCCAGUGCAGGUCUUUGCGCAGGUCUGGGACGUGGAGACACGGCUGGACUAG
This is a messenger RNA of Trypanosoma cruzi, 552 nucleotides long. RefSeq lists its product as uncharacterized. The record is from RefSeq and is a predicted model, not a curated record. The transcript has a single exon. The coding region runs from base 1 to 552 and encodes 183 amino acids. NCBI's taxonomy places the organism in Eukaryota, Euglenozoa, Kinetoplastea, Trypanosomatida, Trypanosomatidae.